Umbelopsis ramanniana AG is the source of this 1011-nucleotide messenger RNA. RefSeq lists its product as uncharacterized. Bases 8 to 880 code for a protein of 290 amino acids. NCBI's taxonomy places the organism in Eukaryota, Fungi, Mucoromycota, Umbelopsidomycetes, Umbelopsidales, Umbelopsidaceae. The transcript has 2 exons. The record is from RefSeq and is a predicted model, not a curated record.
GCCUCAAAUGACAAGCGGUUCCAGUAAUAAGCAUUUCACGAUAUUGUUACACCAAGAGCACGGACAGGUCAAGUCAACAAUGGAGCUGGCAAAUACAUUUUUUCUUUUUCUUCCAGGAAUGAAAAAGAAUCGAGGAAGGUUUAUCUGCUUUCAGAUGAUGGUUGCGGAUAUGCGUGCCCCAUCCGGUGGAGCAGGCGAACGUGAUUGUUUCGAACGCCGACUCCACCUAGAAGAAAGAAUUGACCUCUUUAACAGGUGUUUGUUUCAUUCAUUCGAGUAUCCGAUCGAGGCUAUAAGAACGUGGGCACUUUUUAUUUUUAUUGUUUUCUUCACCACUAAACUAUACUAUACCAUGAGAGCCUCAAUUCUUGUCACAUUAAGUACACUUGCGGCUUAUGCCUUGGCCGCCAAUGUUGCCGAUAGACCACAUCUAGAUGGAAAGACAUUGAACGUUACAGCAGACUCUUUCUGUAUCUUCAUGCCUAAGACGCCUGGAGAAACAAUUGCUGCUUCUGAAGCCACCGCCAUUGCCUUCUGCAACAACACAGCUUCCGCUCCUGGUGCUAAGGCACUGCCUGAAGGAUUCGUCAAAUCUACUCACUUUCUCAGUGGUACUGGCGAAGGAAAAUAUGUUCAAUACACAGGAGCAAUUGAUGUCUCCAAGUACUCUUUGGAUCCCAAAGAUGGCGGAGGUCAAUAUGAUGACCACGGUAACGGAAAGCCUAUUAACAGCAGCUGUAUUGGUUAUCCAUACUUUGUAGAGCUCAUUGAGCCAAAUGACAGUCGCUACUGUGUUCGAUGCUGCGAAGUCUACGCUGAUUGUAACGCUGGACGAUCAGAAUAUGGAUGCACUAGAAUCGCCCCUGGUGACUUUUCAUAGAUUAAAACCUGUUGUAGUGCCUUGUGUGUAUCGAAUAGUAUCUAUCUAUCUGUCAUUUAGUAAAUUACCGUUGUUAAAUUAUCGCUAUAUAUGUCGGUCUGCCGUAAUAUUACAAGCAAAGAGAACAGUAC